Molecule: messenger RNA, 571 nt
Organism: Nematostella vectensis (starlet sea anemone)
Lineage: Eukaryota; Metazoa; Cnidaria; Anthozoa; Actiniaria; Edwardsiidae
Product: neuropilin-2
Exons: 2
Coding region: 24-530 (168 amino acids)
Source: RefSeq, a predicted model, not a curated record
ACAUUUCACAGGGGCUAUUUCUAAUGAAACUCAUAAUUUUUGUAUACUUUCAAGGUUGUAAUCUCGCAGCAAUUGGCGUUCAUGACAGAAGUAUCAUACCCGACCAAAGCUUUUCCGCACCGACUUACUGGACAUCAAAAGGUUUUCCCUCAGAUUCUUUUAAAGCAAAGAACGCUCGACUAAACGGGGAUCUAUUUUGGGCUCCUGCAUCAAAAUCUAGCCCAGGGUACCUCCAGGUUGAUUUGCUGUCGCUGUACAAGAUUUGCGCCGUGGCAACACAAGGAUCGACCCUCCCCCAACUAGAUGUAAGGACCACAAGAUACAAGCUUUCCCUCUCAACAACGUCGUAUUCCUGGCAAAUCUACGAAGAAAGUGGCGCAGAGAAGGAGUUUCAUGGAAACUACGACAAGCCAACAGUUGUGAAGAAUGCCUUGGUAAACAGGCCAACGGCAAGAUACAUCAGAUUCAUACCAACACAAUGGGCAUUUGGGCCAGGCUUUCGCGUUGAAGUGUUUGGGGGGAGGGUGUGAGUUUUCUGAUAAAAAUCUGACCACCGCCGAAACAACAAAAA